CCCUCUUGUCCCUGGUAAGCUUGCUGGUCCAACAGGAGAAAAAGACGAGAUAAGGAAUACUGCCUCUUCGGGACUAAACCCCAAUAGCGCCCGACGGUAUUGCGCUGCUCUGCCAUAACCCGUCUUGGCUGUCUUAUGGCCUCCUACCGCAAUUUCCACCGGCGUGUCAAGCACCACGGCCACCAUGUCACGAUGGCGUCAAAGCUCAACGCGAAGAAAGCCUCAAGGCCAGAUCCGGCUGCAUCCAAACAAGAAAAAGCGAUACGAGACUGAGAAAACGACGCUCAGCUGGGCUGGUCCCUCCUCAAGCCAAAGCGAGAGCAGAUGCACACCCUCCGGGCAAGCUCAAUGUCCUGGAGCUCGAGUCUCUUAUCGCAGCAUCAACGCUCCUGCAGCUAUCGGCAUGACAGAGAGAACACCAACAAACAUAAUUGGCGUCACCCGAAUCGCCAUCGAGAUGCGUACCCUAGUAAUACCUCUACACUGCUCACGACCCGAGCCAAGUGGGCCAUUGUCAGCAUCACCUAGAUGGAAGGGUCAUUGCCUGCUUGGCCGUGUUCUGUCCCAGCUGCUCGGACAUGGUCCGCGGCUCACGCUCGCCACCUGGAAGACCGGCAAUGAAACUGCGGCCGGAGCGCCUUUGCCGGUCCUGCCGUCAAGCAACACCUCGUUCAUACAAGUUCUAGACUUCAGCUUCCUCGACAAAUCGACGCUAGGAGGUCCGAAUGGAAACCCCAUCAUGGACGAUCGACGCCCCGGGGGCUUCCCGGCCAGGCGGUGGGCGCUUUCCUUUGUUUCUAUCCGAAGCUGGUCAAUGCCUCCAGCAACUUGGGAGCGCUGCUCUUGUCAUUCUUUAUCUGGCAAUCAAGUCAGCCUCGGUUCCGCUGCUGCAUGAUGCAUGCCCACAGUUGACCCAUUCAACCACAUGCUAUCGAUCAACACGCAUGAUGCCACCUGCAAUGCAGACGUGGUUGUCAACGCACGUCCUGAUGAGGAUCCUGGUAUGCUUUCCAACUUUGUGCAAUCUGCGUGCGUCUUCCGGGAAAGAGGGCCGAUUACACUGCAUUUCGCGUGCGUUAGCCCUCACUGCAAUGUUCAAUCGAGUUGCUGUUCCACGACACCAUGGCAGGCCCGGAUGAGGCCAUGUCGGGCACCCCAAGGGUACUUUCGCUGUAUUUCCCGCUUUGGACCAUCGUCGGCCCGCUGGACUUCAGCUCUCAGGGUUUGACAAGCCCAGGUUGUAAUGGACUUCUUCUCUGCCCAUAGUCCUUGCA
Messenger RNA from Colletotrichum navitas, 1274 nucleotides. RefSeq lists its product as uncharacterized. Lineage: Eukaryota; Fungi; Ascomycota; Sordariomycetes; Glomerellales; Glomerellaceae. The transcript has a single exon. The record is from RefSeq and is a predicted model, not a curated record. The coding region runs from base 185 to 895 and encodes 236 amino acids.